This is a messenger RNA of Nymphaea colorata (pocket water lily), 2479 nucleotides long. Its product is annotated as pumilio homolog 12-like. NCBI's taxonomy places the organism in Eukaryota, Viridiplantae, Streptophyta, Magnoliopsida, Nymphaeales, Nymphaeaceae. Gene Ontology annotation, cellular component: cytoplasm. The transcript has 5 exons. The record is from RefSeq and is a predicted model, not a curated record. Gene Ontology annotation, biological process: post-transcriptional regulation of gene expression. The coding region runs from base 179 to 2086 and encodes 635 amino acids. Gene Ontology annotation, molecular function: mRNA binding.
GCGACCAUGACUCUCCCUCUCUCUCUUCUGCAUGCAUGGCGCUUCUUUCAGAUUUUCUAACUCCUACCCGCCACCUUCUCCCUCUCUCUUUUCCUUCUAUACCUUCUGAGACCCGUCUUGGAGUAUCACAGCGUUCCCUCUCCCUCUGUUGCUCUGUCUAAGAAAGAGAAGAGAGGUCAUGGCAGACCAUGCUGACAUGAUGUCCUUUGUAUAUGAGUUACGAGAGACGUUGGGCCUCUCUCCUACAGAGCGCGGCCCGCCGCUGGUCGGAACCUCCCUGGCCAAACCCCAUGACCCUUACCUCGUCCAGUCGUCGUUCCACAGUUCCUGGCGAAGCAACCAAUCAGACGCCACGGGCGACUGGAGUCCUGUGCAACCCCAUGAUGAGAAGUAUCUCUUCGCCGACUUCGAUAAAGCCUAUCCCUGCUUCCCGGCAAGCAGUUCGCCGCCGGCAGGAUUCUUCUCCGGCGAGUUUGUCGCCACUCGUCCUCCGUCUACCGUUCCUCAGUUCCCUCAGCGUUUCCAACAUAAUUUCUGCCCGAGCGACCGCGCAGCCGCCGAUGGUCACUUGAUUCCGCUCUGCCCCCACAACGCGGAAAGCCUCUGGAGAUUCAACCCGGCCGAGCGGUCGGUUCACGACCAUGGUAUCCACAGGUCCGGUUCGGCGAUACAUGCAAGCCGCUUAACCCAACCGUUUGCAGCUCCUUCUCCACAGGAUCAGGCGACGGCGGAGUCCCUCCGCCAGAGUUGCCUUCCCUCUCCGAUGGGCCAAUCCUUCCGUGGGAAUCAGUACCGGACUCUUUCGCCUCUUGGGGCCGUCCCCUGGUGCGGCAACUGGAUGAACGCCUUCCACAGGACGAGCCUCUCCUCGACUCUGCCCGGCACGUCCAGCCGUGUCGGUCGGAGCCAGGUGGCGUAUUGGGACGACGAUGCCCUGACCAAAAGGACCCCAAGACAGCCUUACCGCCACGAGCGGGACGAAUUGCUGGCCAUGGACCUCGCCGGGGAGUUGGCGAAGAAUGAGUUGGAAGAGAUGUCGCGAAAGGAGGAAGACUUCUCAUUCCUUAUCGAGAACCAGCAGUCUCUGAUGUAUACGUCGCUUGAGGAGGUGAAAGGGAGGAUAGUAGCAGCGGCCAAGGAGAAGCAUGGACGCCAGUUCUUGGAGAGCAAGUGUAAACAAGGUUCGCCGGAUGAGCUCGAGACGAUCUUUUCCGAGAUUAAAGACCAUCUAUGCGAGUUGCUCUUCGAUGCCUUCGGGAAUUACCUUGUUGAUAGUUUUCUGGAUGCAUGUAAUGAGAGGCAAAGAAUGGAAAUCCUUGCCAUUGUGACUCGGAAACGUGGCUUUCUCAUCCAUAUGUCUACUAAUCAGUACGCGGCAAAGGUAGUAAGAAAAUUGAUAGCGACUGUCAAGACAGCAGAGGAAAUUUCUCUGGUCCGCUUGGCCUUGAAACCUGGGGUUUUGACGGUAAUGAAGGACUCAAAUGGCCAUCAUGUUGUGCUAGAAUGUUUGAAGAACUUCAGCAGCAAAGAUUGUGAGUUUCUUGUAGAUGAAGCAAUAGCAUAUUGUGUUGAGAUUGCAACUCAUAACCUUGGAUGUUCUCUACUGCAAAGUCUGUUGGAAGACACUGAAGGGCAGAAGAAGCAUCGGUUGAUUAAUGAGAUAUGUGAGAAUACAUUAUAUCUAACACAGCAUCGCUUUGGCAACUAUGUUGUGCAGUCCGUACUAGACUUAAAGAACAACGCAUCUUGGGCCAAAGUUAAGGUUCUGAGUAUGUUGAGAGGUCGUUUUGUGCCCCUGACAAUGGAUAAGUUCAGCAGCAAUGUUGUGGAGAAAUGUCUGUGUGUUAGUGUGGAAAAGGAGUACGCUCUUAUAGUUAGAGAGCUGCUUGAAUUCCCAGACUUCUUAAAGCUUGUGAAAGACAGUUUUGGUAACUAUGUAAUUCAGUCAGCAUUAAAAAUGUGGAAGGGAUCUGCCGUCCACAAUGAUCUGGUUGGCAGGAUACAAGCAAACGCUUUUGCUCUCCGCUGCCCAAUUGGGAGAAAGGUUUUGCAGUGUCUCAAUUCGGUGUUGAAUAUGUCUUUGUGAAUGAAAGCAAAUUUCAUCAUGAAGUGCUUCCAGCAAAGAUGUUCCUAUAGUAAAUCAACUGAUAGUACACUUGAAUUCGUUGGUUUAUAUUUCUUUUAUUUGUUGGGUGGCCUAAAUGUUGUUUAGGCUCUUCUCUGUUGAUUGUCUUCCUAUGUUCUCUAGAUAAAGAAAUAGUAAGUAGGGAUUGUUAGAUGUGCAUAGUUGCAGAGUUGUGAAGAUGAGCCGAUUCACGAAAACUUGGAAAGGGGAUGGGGACAAGUUUCUUCAAGACUGAGCUGAGUCUGCAGAACUACAGAAACGCAUAACAUACGGAGAAAUUUCUGUCGUGCAGUUCGUGCAGGUCUGGAGGUCAUGGCCAAUGCUUUUGUUAUAUAAUCAUGUAAAUUCACAACU